AUGUCCCUACAGAUGUUAACAGUCAGUAAUAACAUAACCUUAAUCCAACCGGGUUUUUCACUGAUGAAUUUUGAUGGGCAAGUUUUCUUCUUCGGUCAAAAAGGCUGGCCCAAGAGAUCCUGUCCCACCGGAGUGUUCCAUUUUGAUAUAAAGCAAAACCAUGUCAAACUGAAGCCUGCAGUUUUCUCUAAGGAUUCCUGCUACCUACCACCUCUUCGAUACCCAGCCAUUUGCAGAGUCAAAGGCAGCUCAGAGUCUGAAAAGACUCAAUACAUUAUUCAUGGAGGGAAAACGCCAAACAACGAGCUUUCUGAUAAGAUAUAUGUUAUGUCUGUUGUUGGCAGAAAUAACAAGAAAGUUACUUUUCGCUGUACAGAGAAAGAGUUGGUAGGAGAUGUUCCUGAAGCUAGAUAUGGUCAUUCCAUUGAUGUGGUGUAUAGUCGAGGGAAAAGUAUGGGUGUUCUCUUUGGAGGACGGUCAUACAUGCCUUCUGCUCAAAGAAUCACAGAAAAAUGGAACAGUGUAGCUGACUGCCUGCCCCAUAUUUUCUUGGUGGAUUUUGAAUUUGGGUGUUCAACAACAUACAUUCUUCCAGAAAUUCAGGAUGGACUAUCUUUUCAUGUCUCAAUUGCCAGAAAUGAUACAGUUUAUAUUUUAGGAGGACAUUCAAUUGCCAAUAACAUCCGCCCUGCUAACCUGUACAAAAUAAGGGUGGAUCUCCCUUUGGGGACCCCAGCUGUCAAUUGCACUGUCUUGCCUGGAGGAAUCUCUGUCUCCAGUGCAAUACUAACCCAAAUAAAUAAUGAUGAAUUUGUCAUUGUUGGUGGUUAUCAGCUGGAAAAUCAGAAAAGAAUGGUCUGCAACAUAGUGUCUUUGGAGGAAAACAAGAUAGAAAUUCGUGAGAUGGAAACCCCAGAUUGGGCCCCAGAUAUUAAACACAGCAAGUUAUGGUUUGGAAGCAACAUGGGAAAUGGAACUGUUUUCCUUGGAAUACCCGGAGACAACAAACAGGCUGUUUCAGAAGUAUACUAUUUCCAUAUGUUGAAAUUUGCUGAAGAUGAUGUGAAUGAAGAUCAGAAAACAUUCACAAAUAGUCAGACAUCAACAGACGACCCCGGGGAUUCCACACCCUUUGAAGACUCAGAAGAAUUUUGUUUCAGUACAGAAGCAACUAGUUUUGAUGGUGAUGAUGAAUUUGAUACCUAUAAUGAAGAUGAUGAAGAAGAUGAAUCUGAGACAGGCUACUGGAUUACGUGCUGCCAUACUUGUGAUGUGGAUAUCAACACUUGGGUACCAUUUUAUUCAACUGAGCUCAACAAACCUGCCAUGAUCUACUGCUCUCAUGGAGAUGGACACUGGGUUCAUGCUCAGUGCAUGGGUCUGGCAGAACGCACACUUAUCCAUCUGUCAGAAGGCAGUAACAAGUAUUACUGCAAUGAACAUGUGGAGAUAGCUAGAUCACUGCAAACUCCCAAAAGAGGCCUACCAAUAAAAAAGACUCCCCUGAAAGCGCUCCAUAAAAAAAGUUCUGGGAAAAUCUUUACUCCUGCCAAGAAAUCCUUUCUUAGGCGGUUGUUUGAUUAG
Messenger RNA from Erinaceus europaeus (western European hedgehog), 1584 nucleotides. RefSeq names its product recombination activating 2 (gene RAG2). Gene Ontology annotation, molecular function: protein binding; sequence-specific DNA binding. The record is from RefSeq and is a predicted model, not a curated record. The coding region runs from base 1 to 1584 and encodes 527 amino acids. Gene Ontology annotation, cellular component: DNA recombinase complex; nucleus. Gene Ontology annotation, biological process: V(D)J recombination. NCBI's taxonomy places the organism in Eukaryota, Metazoa, Chordata, Mammalia, Eulipotyphla, Erinaceidae. The transcript has a single exon.